Molecule: messenger RNA, 1470 nt
Organism: Capronia epimyces CBS 606.96
Lineage: Eukaryota; Fungi; Ascomycota; Eurotiomycetes; Chaetothyriales; Herpotrichiellaceae
Product: farnesyl-diphosphate farnesyltransferase
Exons: 3
Coding region: 1-1470 (489 amino acids)
Biological process (GO): farnesyl diphosphate metabolic process; ergosterol biosynthetic process
Cellular component (GO): endoplasmic reticulum membrane
Molecular function (GO): squalene synthase [NAD(P)H] activity
Source: RefSeq, a predicted model, not a curated record
AUGCCGAAAGUCAGAGAUAUUCUGUAUUACGCAGUGCAUGUCCAGGAGCUGCGGUCCAUCAUUCAAUGGAAAGUCUGGCACAACCCUGUGCAUGAAAGGGACGAGUCAACAGAGACGGAGUCCGCCAAAAUUUGUUUCAAAUAUCUUGACAAGACCAGCCGAAGUUUCAGUGCUGUCAUCAAAGAACUACACCCCGAGCUCCUAUUACCUGUCUGCGUUUUCUACCUGGUCCUGCGUGGCUUGGACACCAUUGAAGAUGACACGUCAAUAUCCGCGACCACCAAGGAGCCCCUGCUGCGAAAUUUUCACGAGAACCUCGAAGUCGAUGGCUGGCAUUUCGACGGCAACAGACCCGAAGAGAAAGAUCGCGAGUUAUUGGUCAACUUUAGGUACAUCAUCACAGAGUUCAAAAACAUGAAGCCUGCGUAUCAAGCGAUUAUCAAAGAUAUUACACAAAAGAUGGGGAAUGGAAUGGCGGACUAUUGCCUGAAUGCUGAGUUCAAUGAAGUCGGAGUCAACACCGUUGAAGACUACGACCUCUACUGCUAUUACGUGGCCGGUCUCGUUGGCGAAGGACUGACCCGCAUGUUUGUGGAAAGCAAAUUUGCCAACCCGGGACUUCUAGAAAGACCCCAGCUUCAUAGGUCAAUGGGGCUUUUCUUACAGAAGGUCAAUAUCAUCCGAGAUAUCCGCGAAGAUUUUGACGACCAUCGAAAAUUCUGGCCUCGAGAGAUCUGGUCGCAAUAUGUAGACAGCUUUGAGGAUUUGUUCAAGCCGGAAAACCGAGAGAAGGCGCUAAACUGCAGCUCGCACAUGAUCCUCAACGCGCUCGAUCAUGCCGAUGACUGUCUCUUCUUCCUAGCAGGUUUGAGGGAACAGAGCGUGUUCAACUUCUGUGCUAUCCCGCAAUCGAUGGCUAUUGCGACACUGGAUCUCUGCUUCAGAAAUUACGCCAUGUUCCAACGCAACAUCAAGAUCACCAAAGGGGAAGCAUGCCAACUCAUGACUGCGUCAACACAAAAUUUGCAAGUGGUGUCUGAGGCGUUCCGAAAACAUCUUCAUUCUAUUCGAAGAAAGAAUAGACCAGAAGACCCCAAUUUCUUGAAGAUCAGCAUCGCGUGUGGAAAGGUGGAACAGUUCAUUGAAUCCAUCUUCCCGUCGCAAAAGGUGGAGGAAAUCCUGGCCAAGGGAAAGGCGGCUGAGCUUCAGGCAGCCAUUUCAGCAAGGGAGAAGACGGCGCCAGAAGUGGGCAGCAAGAAGGAGACUCUGGUCUUGCUUGGAGGUGUAUUGUCGAUGAUGUUGGUCAUCACAGGGAUUAUGACUUACAUUGCGUGGCUUAUGGGCGCUCGAUUCGAUGUGGCCUUUGAGGAGAUUAAGCAAAGCUGGGCUCAAUUGACUGGGGGAUCCCUUUUUCAGGGAUUGGAUCAGGUGCAACCCACCAACCAUCCCACGGGUCAUGGUGAACUCUGA